This is a messenger RNA of Orbicella faveolata, 3167 nucleotides long. RefSeq lists its product as uncharacterized. NCBI's taxonomy places the organism in Eukaryota, Metazoa, Cnidaria, Anthozoa, Scleractinia, Merulinidae. The record is from RefSeq and is a predicted model, not a curated record.
CUGAAAACUAUCUUAUCCAAUAUGUUGAUAACAAAAAAACUUGAAGAAUAAGCAUUUGCGUACAAGUAUGGCAAGUACGUAGCCGUUUAAUAGGGGAAGGAACAAGUGUGACGCAAGGUUCUGGGCCUUCCAUGGAAUUCCUAUCAACAAAUUUCCUACAAUCAGCCUCCACACAAACAUACGCUCUCCCAUGCCUAGACUGUUGAGUUUUAGGACACAGGAAUUAGAAUUUUGGUUACGCAUAGUUGAUAAUGACCAGCAUGAAGAACAGAGACAAAGAGAGCUUUAAUUGAAGUUUCUUCUUGUUUUGCGGAGGAAGCAAAUAGAAUGGUAGCCGUAGUAAAAUUCAUAAAAUUUGUUUUUGUGGUGUUUUAUCGUCAAAGUACGGCAUAGGAAAAUUUCAGCUUCGCCACCCCUCCCCGGCCCACUCCCCACUCCCCACUCCCCUCACAUGCACUUCAUAGCUAUUUCCCAGUGAUCUUUGCGAGUGUAGUUCGUCUCCGCCAUAUUGGCACGUGUGCAAGAAAACUAGUGGAAAAUUGAGGUUAUGGCAAUUUCGAAGGAGAUGAAAUGUGGAGACGUGUUUGUUGACAACUUGUGAGGACCGUCCCUGGACGAAGAUAUGUGGAUCACAGUUAUGCCAUGCAGCCACCCCCUUAUGUAAUUUUCCCCACAUAUAAGGAUGACAGCUUCAAUGCUAUCUCACCACCUCCACUGUAUGAAGUGGAAGUUGUUCUGAGAACAACUACUGAGGAUGAUGAAAGUGUUGUUGGUAAUGAGAAUGGUGACGACAGCAAUGAUGAUGAUGAGGAGGAAGAUGAUGAUGAUGAUGAAGAUCUGGAUCCCCAUUGGUUACCUGGUGAAGAAAAAUUUACUGAUGACGACAAUUUAUUGCCUGAAGAUAAAAAUGAUGGGGACCGUACAUCCAGCAUGCCCGACUGUGAAAAGAAAUACCUGGUAUUUGAUUCACGUCUGAAUAAGUUGCUAAAAAGGUGUCCAGACUGUGGAGAUGUCAUAAUACAACAUGAGAGGAAAACAAAUGGUAGCAUGCCAUCAAUUGAGUUAACCUGCCACAGUGGCCACACCACUUAUUGGGCUUCACAGCCAAUGGUGAAAAAGAAACCCUUAGGUAACCCGUUGAUGGCAGCAUCCAUUCUGUCCACUGGGAACACAUUUGCUGCUAUCAGUCGCUUUGACUCAUCUUUCAAUCUUCAGUUUUUUAGCGAAAGAGUUAAUUACAACACACAACAAAAGUAUUUGAUUCCUAUUGUUAAUGAGACAUGGGAGGCUGAAAGUAGAUGCCAAAUUGAAAAGCCUAAAGGGAAGGCAGUUGUCAACCUUGAUGGUGAUGGCUGUUGUGACAGUCCAGGACACUGCACCAAAUAUAGCACCUACAUGGUAAUUGAUGAUGACACUGGGGAUGUAGUAGCAUUUAAUGUUGUUCAGGUUUCAGAGGUCACUCCUCUAAUGCUAUGGAAAAAGAAAGCUUUUCCAGGUGCAUAGAAAUGCUGGAAAGUAAAGAUGUCACCAUAAGUAGGAUUGCAAUAGACCAUCAUGUGCCCAUCAGCAGUUCCAUGAACAAAGACCACCCAACUAUUAAUCACCAGUAUGAUGUUUGGCACCUCUCUAAGUAGGUGGUCUGGUGCAACCUGCAAUGGUAGUGUGGAUCAUUUGCGUGAAAAAUGGAAAUUUGUGUUGAAUCACACUACCAACAAACAUAAGUGGUCAGGGAACACCCACUUUCAUGAGUGCAGUCACAGGCACAUUUCAUCCUCUGAAGCUAAGAGAAUCUGCUGGCUCAAACUAGGUACCCCGACUCAGUUAGCUUUGGAGGAAGUGGUCCUGAACACUACGCUUUUAAAAGAUCUGGCUAAGCUUACUGACUUCUGCCACAUUGGCACACUCAAGGUCUAUCACUCAAUGAUGCUCAAGAACUUCUCAAAAAGGGAACAUAUUUCGUACCAGAGCAUGGUUUCCAGGACUCAACUUGCAGCACUUGACAACAGUGCAAACACUGGCCAUAAUCAAGCUCGAGUACAGGCAGAAGAACAUGCAGGCAAGGCAUGCUACAAGAUGUGCUUUCCAAAAGCCCAUAAGUGAUGGGUUGUCAAGCCCAUCAGUGAGAAGAAAUCAUACAAUUAUUUGUCAGGUAUGAUUUCAGAAUUUAUCAAGCGGUGUGAGGAAGGGAAUGCAGUUCCCAGCCUUUGCCUGUUCAGCUACCAAAGAACAUUGCUUCAGAGCCAGCACCACUUAAGGCAGACUUGAUACAACAACAUCAGUCAAGAUUUAGCUAAUGAAAAUAGUGUUAUGUAGCUUUAGAAGUAACAGUUAUUUUUUCUUCGUAAUUAAUUUUGGAGAAUCUUGAUAUUGAAGAAUCAUUAUCCAAUUUAGUCUUUGACCCUAACUGGUAAACAUAAUACAUAAAAACCGAUAAAUAUUCUAGUAUACAUCAAUGCCAAAAGAAAAGUAUUUUUUCGGGAACAAGUAGUCAGUUAAUUUACCAAUGAAAGUAAUAUAUACCCAUUGAGAAAAUGAAAACAUGAACAAAAUGACGCCCAUUCACUGGAAACAAUAAACGUAUAUAUGGUACGGUGUAUAUGAGAGAGGCCUAAGUAAGUAAUCAGUAAAUAUUUAUAUAUUAUUUCAACAUUUUCAACUUGUAAACAGUUUUAUGGUAAAUCCAGAUCACUCAUCCCCAUACCAAAACCCUUCAAAGGCAAACUCUUCUUCUGGCUCAAGUGGGGGAUAGAAGUUACGGAUGCACAUAAUGGCCCAAGAUGGAAGAAACACCCUUAUCUCUUUCCCUAAAAUUCCCCAGCACCAUCAGGCCAGUUGCCUGUAGGAUAUAUGUCUAAAUAAUUUAUGUUCUGGCCCAUCAUAAGGAUAAGGAUAAAGAUGUAUUGCUGCUUGUAUUGAAACCAAGCAGUCCUGCAAUAUCCGUCUAUUGAUACAGACUGGAUGAAACCCUGGGUGUUGGGUUAUACAUGUAGGCUCCUCUUGGCAUUUGCCACUUGCGACUGUCUCAAUAUUUUUAUUUUUUACUGCCUCAAUUUCUUGGCAGCAAAUACAUGCCUUCACUCAUUCCAUAAUCUGGCAAUUCUCACAUGAACACCUGAAUUAUAAACAAAAACGCAAUAUCACAUUGCGUUGUGUUCACCAAAAAAAAA